AUGCGCCUUGCAGGGGUGCUGCGGGGCUACCGCACGGUUCACCCAAAAAGUCUCCGGGAGGCCCCGCUCGCGCUGGCGCAGUUGCACCGUGGAGCUGAGCGGAAAGGCACAGGGCCGAUUCUGCUCGAGGACCUGGACGGUGUUGCCCGGAUGACCCCGGAGUUUGCCGUGAGUGGUCGGCAGCUGUGGAACUCCACAAAACUGCUGCGUGAAAAUCGACACCUGCGCCGCUCCUCCCAGGCAUGCGUGGUCGGCGGGGCCGAUGCCAUUCGCCGCGCCUGGCGAGAGUACAAGAUCCAGCCGCACGUUGUGUAUGUCCCAAACACGGAGCCCGCCGUCCCCGCGUGGUGCCUGCAGGAGGAGCUUCCCAGCUGCGUCGUCUGCUGCUCCCCUGUCGACGUCAAUAAAAGUUUGCUCAGUGCCGAAAGGGGGGACGGCUACGCGGCGGAGUUUCCCAUCCCCACUUCCCCCUCCUUGGAAGCUUUUGUAGGCCCUCAGAAACUCACACGACUUGCCUCCGCCUUGGUGCUAGUGGGCCUGCGAAUUCCUAGCAACGUCGGCGUGCUCAUUCGAGCUGCGGUGGACAUGGGAUUCGAGAGCGUCAUCCUUGAUGACUGCGUGGAUCUGUUUCACGAAAAGGUCCUUCGCGCCAGCGGAGGGGCGGUGUUCGCACCAACUCUCAAAGUGUUUGAAACGCGAGGCGCAUCCGCUUCCCUCUUGAGCCGCAUCGCACUUGAGCACCAGCUUUUGCCCCUGUUAGCCGUGCCCUCGCAGACGGCCGAGCCCGCAUUUAAUGUGGCCAAGCGCUUGCAUGAAUCCAACGCGGCGAGGCGGCAGAAAUGUGACGCCGGCGCGGGUGCAACCAAUGCCCAUUUAGGCCCCAUGCUGAUUUUAGGCUCCGAGUCAAAAGGCCUUGAGAGCCUUGCGGGGGAGUGGACGGUACCGCACCGUGUGGUUUCCCUCCCGUUGCCGAACUCGUCCAUCACCUCCAUUAACGUCGGCGUGGCUGGGUCGGUGCUCCUCCACGCCUUCCGCCCCGCCGCGGAGAAGCACUACGCCAGUUUGUCGGAAAUCGCCCUCCAGGAGCCCGCCUCCGCCGCGGCAGGUCAGCUGCGUCUCGCCGAAGCGGAAGCGGAAAGAGAGGGAAGAAUGAGCGGAUGA
Trypanosoma conorhini is the source of this 1161-nucleotide messenger RNA. RefSeq names its product putative RNA methyltransferase. The transcript has a single exon. Gene Ontology annotation, molecular function: RNA binding; RNA methyltransferase activity. Lineage: Eukaryota; Euglenozoa; Kinetoplastea; Trypanosomatida; Trypanosomatidae. The coding region runs from base 1 to 1161 and encodes 386 amino acids. The record is from RefSeq and is a predicted model, not a curated record. Gene Ontology annotation, biological process: RNA processing.